CCCAGAAGGGUGGAUCAAUGCAAAACCCUGGUGCUGCGUUUCAGUUUCUUCGUUUGGCUCUACUCUGUAUAUGUUGAUUUGUAACCUUCGUUCUCGCCUAUCACACUCCAUUCCUUCAUUUCAAUCCUCAUUCUUAAGCAGUUGCCGUCAUCUCACAGAUAUGGCGGCAGAGAGUGGCAAGAGCUUUGCUCGGAGGGACCGUCUUCGAGAGAUUGAAGUCAAGGUCCAAAAAUGGUGGCAAGAGAACGACGUUUUCAGGUCAGAACCUGGCGAAAAGCCACCACAACCCGGUGAAAAGUUCUUCGGAAACUUCCCUUUCCCUUACAUGAACGGAUACCUUCACCUUGGCCACGCAUUCUCCCUCUCAAAAUUGGAGUUCGCCGCAGCCUUCCACCGUCUCAGAGGCGCCAACGUGCUUCUUCCUUUCGCGUUCCACUGCACUGGCAUGCCGAUAAAGGCUUCGGCUGAUAAACUCAGGAGAGAGAUUGAGCAGUUCGGAGACCCACCUGUUUUCCCCGUUGAGAGAGAGGAGCUUGAGGAAGAGAAGCCAAAGGAACAAGAAGAAGCUGAAAACAAUGCCGGUGCAGCACCUGAUAAGUUCAAAGGGAAGAAGUCGAAGGCUGCGGCGAAAUCAGGUGGACAGGUAUAUCAAUGGGAGAUUAUGCGUAGUGUUGGUAUAUCUGAUAGCGAGAUUUCGGAGUUUCAGGAUCCUUAUAAGUGGCUCACUUAUUUCCCUCCAUUGGCCGUGGAUGACCUCAAAGCUUUUGGGUUGGGUUGUGAUUGGAGGAGGUCAUUCAUUACAACUGAUAUUAACCCCUAUUUCGAUUCGUUUGUGAGGUGGCAGAUGAGGAAGUUGAAGUCAAUGGGGAAGGUAGUGAAGGAUGUGAGGUACACUAUAUUUUCUCCCUUGGAUGGCCAGCCAUGUGCUGAUCACGAUAGAGCGAGUGGCGAGGGGGUUCUGCCGCAAGAGUAUACGAUUAUCAAGAUGGAAGUGUUGAAGCCUUUCCCUCCCAAGUUUGAGGUUCUUGAAGGGAAGAAGGUGUUCCUUGCUGCUGCGACUUUGCGGCCUGAAACAAUGUAUGGGCAAACCAAUGCUUGGGUUUUGCCUGAUGGAAAGUAUGGAGCAUAUGAGGUUAACGAGAGUGAGGUGUUUGUUAUGUCAUAUAGGGCUGCACUUAACCUUGCAUACCAGAACCACUCCAAGGUCCCCGAGAAACCUACAUGUUUACUUGAACUCACCGGUCGUGACUUGAUUGGCCUUCCACUAAAGUCACCGCUUUCCUUCAAUGAGGUCAUUUAUGCUCUUCCUAUGAUGUCCAUUUUAAUGGAUAAAGGUACUGGGGUUGUGACUAGUGUGCCUAGUGAUGCGCCAGAUGACUACAUGAGCCUGAAAGAACUGAAAUCAAAGCCAGCUUAUCGCGAGAAGUUGGGUAUUAAGGAUGAAUGGGUAGUGCCUUUUGAGAUUGUGCCUAUCAUCGAAGUUCCCGUGUAUGGAAAUAAAUGUGCAGAGUAUGUCUGUGAGAAUGAGUUGAAUAUCAAGUCUCCGAAUGAUAAAGACAAACUUGCAGAUGCUAAGAAGCGAACAUACUUGAAAGGGUUCACGGAAGGAACAAUGAUCGUCGGAGAAUAUGCUGGGAAGAAAGUCCAGGAGGCUAAACCGUUGAUUAGGAGCAAGCUUUUGGAAACAGGCCAGGCUAUUAUCUACAGUGAGCCUGAGAAACGAGUGAUGUCAAGAUCUGGUGAUGAAUGUAUUGUAGCUCUCACAGAUCAGUGGUACAUUACAUAUGGGGAACCAGAAUGGCAGAAGUUAGCUGAGGAGUGCCUGUCCAACAUGAACCUUUAUUCUGAUGAGACACGUCAUGGAUUUGAGCAUACUUUGAGCUGGUUGAACCAAUGGGCUUGUUCACGUUCAUUUGGUCUUGGCACACGUAUACCAUGGGAUGAACAGUACUUAGUAGAGUCACUUUCUGAUUCUACUAUAUACAUGGCUUAUUAUACUGUUGCGCACCAUUUACAGAAUGGAGACAUGUACGGUUCCAGUAAGUCUUCUGCAAUCAAACCUCAGCAGUUGACUGAUGAUGUGUGGGAUUACAUUUUCUGUGAUGAUCCAUUUCCCAAGUCAACUGAUAUUUCAUCAUCCCUUUUAGAAAGAAUGAAGAGAGAGUUUGAGUAUUGGUAUCCCUUUGAUCUUCGAGUUUCUGGUAAGGAUCUCAUCCAGAACCAUCUUACCUUCUCCAUAUAUAACCAUACUGCAAUUAUGUCCAAGAACCAUUGGCCUCUUGGGUUCAGAUGCAAUGGUCACACAUUGCUCAAUUCUGAGAAAAUGUCCAAGUCCACUGGAAAUUUCAAGACAUUGAGAGAGGCCAUUGAGGAGUUCUCUGCAGAUGCUACAAGAUUUUCUUUGGCUGAUGCUGGCGAUGGCGUUGAUGAUGCAAAUUUUGCCUUUGAGACAGUAAAUACUGCAAUUCUGAAGCUCACUAAAGAAAUUGCAUGGUAUGAAGAUGUUCUGGCUGCUGAAUCUUCAAUGAGAACUGGUCCCCCAUCAACUUAUGCUGAUCGUGUGUUUGCUAAUGACAUAAACAUUGCUGUCAAAACAACUGAGCAAAAUUACUCCAAUUACAUGUUUAGGGAAGCUCUUAAGACUGGCUUUUAUGACCUACAGAUAGCUAGAGAUGAGUAUAGAUUGUCAUGUGGAGUUGGAGGUUACAACCGUGACUUGGUGUGGCGCUUUAUGGAUGUGCAGACACGUCUUAUAGCACCUAUAUGUCCCCAUUAUGCAGAAUUUGUUUGGAAGGAGCUUCUGAAAAAGGAUGGUUUUGUUGUGAAGGCUGGCUGGCCAUCAGCCAAUGCUCCUGAUCUUACCUUGAAGCUUGCCAAUGAAUAUUUGCAGAAGACCAUUGUUUCGUUGAGGAAGUUGCUUCAGACACAAAUUUCUGGUAAGAAACCAAAUAAGAAAGGCGCUCCCGUUCCAGCUGACACUAAGGUAACAACAGGCUUGAUAUAUGUAAAUGAAGAGUUUGAUGGCUGGAAAGCUGAUUGCUUGAAUAUUCUCCGGAGCAAAUUUGAUGAAGGAACACGAACCUUUGUUCCAGAUUCAGAGAUUUUGGAGGCUCUGCAACAGAGCCCUCUAGGUCAAUCUUCCAAUUUUAAACAGGUUCAGAAGCAAUGUAUGCCCUUCUUGAGGCAUCAAAAAGGGGAAGCAAUUAAACUUGGCUCACAAGCCCUUGAUUUGAGAUUGCCAUUUGGUGAAAUCGAGGUUCUUAAGGAAAACUUGGACUUAAUCAAGAGACAGAUAGGUCUAGAAAAUGUGGAGAUUUUGUCUGUAACUGAUACUGAUUCUUUGGCUAAAGCUGGAUCUUUACGACCUGUUCUAGAAAAAAAUCCUCCCACUCCUGGAAACCCAACAGCCAUCUUUUUCUAACUCAGUAGUUACUGGGUCACUAUAAUACUCCACUGAGGAACACGUGUGGUAUCAUCCUAAUGUAGCAAUCAUACCGUCAUGCUAUGCUGGAUUGCUGGUGGCUGGGGGAGCGCUUGAGCUUUUCUCGUGGAUAAAUAGUUUUGUCUAGAAUGGCUGAUCUAGUAUUCAGGUUUUGCUUCUUCAUGUUCUCCAGAAGUUAUCGCAUCUUGGCUUUUAAUUUGGUUACUCCUUUAGUUUCCUUUACUAUUAAUUCUGCAACAUCUUCAUGGCAUAUUUGUCAGUUUUCUGUUUUAUUUGGAAAAUUACAUUUUAUUCCAAAGUGUUCUCAUAGUGAUGAGAUCUUGUAUUAUUUGACAGAAAAGCCAUUAAAGCAUACUUGAAAAUCUUUUUGAUAAAA
Molecule: messenger RNA, 3818 nt
Organism: Arachis duranensis
Lineage: Eukaryota; Viridiplantae; Streptophyta; Magnoliopsida; Fabales; Fabaceae
Product: leucine--tRNA ligase, cytoplasmic
Exons: 4
Coding region: 71-3421 (1116 amino acids)
Biological process (GO): leucyl-tRNA aminoacylation
Molecular function (GO): ATP binding; leucine-tRNA ligase activity; aminoacyl-tRNA deacylase activity
Source: RefSeq, a predicted model, not a curated record